AUGGCUGGCAGUGCAUGGCUAGGAUUCCAGCAAAGUACAGCAGAUCAUACACUCUUUGUUAAGAAGACUUCAUCUUCAUUCACAGCUCUUCUUCUAUAUGUGGAUGAUGUCCUAUUGACAGGCAAUGAUAUAACUGAGAUUGUGUCAGUGAAACAAUCAUUUCAUGCUCAGUUUAGGAUCAAAGAUAUAGGAGAAGCCAAGUGCUUCUUAGGAUUGGAGAUUGUCAGAUCUACUACUGGGAUUGUUCUAAAUCAGAGAAAGUACACUUUGGAACUCAUUUCAGAUUCUGGUUUGCUGGGUUGCAAACCUGCUUCUACUCCAAUGGAUCACUCUCAUAAGCUUGGAGUAUCUACAGGAAAACCACUUGAUGACAUUGGUUCUUAUAGAAGGCUCAUUGGCAGGUUACUUUAUCUCACAACUACAAGGCCUGACAUAGCCUUUGUUGUUAACCAACUCAGUCAGUUUUUAUCUUCUCCUACAGACCUUCAUGAGGCAGCAACUCACAGAGUACUGAGAUACCUCAAAGGUACUCCAGGUUGUGGUCUUUUCUAUCCAGCUACAUCUUCUACUACCUUAACUGCAUUUAGUGACUCUGAUUGGGCUGGUUGUGUGGAUACACGAAAGUCUAUCACUGGCUAUUGUGUGUUUCUUGGUAGUGCACUGAUUUCAUGGAAGUCAAAGAAGCAGACAACCACAUCUCGUUCGUCUUGUGAAGCAGAGUAUCGGGCCAUGGCAGCAACAGUGUGUGAGAUACAAUGGCUCAAUUACCUUCUUCGUGAUCUAGAAGUUUUUCAUUCUACUCCUGUAUCAAUGUAUUGUGAUAAUCAGUCAGCUAUGCACAUUGCUCAUAACCCAAGUUAUCACGAAAGGACCAAGCAUAUUGAGCUAGACUGCCACAUAGUCCGUGAGAAGCUUCAACAAGGACUCAUUCAUCUUCUACCAGUGUCUUCCUCUUUGCAAAUUGCUGACAUUCUUACAAAACCUUUGACUCCUGCCCCAUUCCAUAGUAUCUACUCCAAACUGGGGAUGCAUAACAUCCAUUCUCCAGUUUGA
This is a messenger RNA of Lotus japonicus, 1053 nucleotides long. RefSeq lists its product as uncharacterized. The transcript is spliced from 2 exons. Bases 1 to 1053 code for a protein of 350 amino acids. NCBI's taxonomy places the organism in Eukaryota, Viridiplantae, Streptophyta, Magnoliopsida, Fabales, Fabaceae. The record is from RefSeq and is a predicted model, not a curated record.